UGCAAACACUCAAAUGGAUAACGACGUAACGCCGGUUUAUUUGGCUGCGCAAGAAGGCCACUUGGAAGUGCUAAAAUUCCUAGUUUUGGAAGCCGGAGGAUCUUUAUACGUGAGGGCUAAAGAUGGAAUGGCACCAAUUCACGCAGCGAGCCAAAUGGGCUGUUUAAAUUGUGUUAAAUGGAUGAUUCAAGAUCAAGGUGUUGAUCCGAAUUUAAGGGACGGUGAUGGAGCGACCCCUUUGCACUUCGCUGCCUCAAGAGGUCACCUGGAAACGGUCCGUUGGCUAUUAAAACACGGCGCGAGAUUGUCCUUGGACAAAUAUGGAAAAAGUCCGAUUAAUGACGCUGCGGAAAAUCAACAGGUCGAGUGUCUUACCGUGUUGGUUCAACACGGAGCAACACCGGAUUAUAAAGAAGGAACCGAGAAAAAACACGGAUCUUGUUCGUGUACGAGAAAGAGUGAAAAUUUUAAAAGGGGAAGCAUAAGUAGCGAUUGUUCCAGUUGCAAACACAGCUCGAUUAACUCUGCGAACUCUCAAAAUUCAUCGAAUAAUAAUAAUAUUAAUAAUAAUAAUAAUAGCGGUGGACAAGAACCGUUUUAUUUACACCCUCCGUUAUCGGCUAGAAGUUUAGAGGCUCCUCAUGCCCCUCAAGAUGGGUUAUAUAUUAACCCGAUGAAUACUCAUAAUAGACGUCCUGGAUCGGAUUGUAGCACCGGAAGUAGCAGCCAAGGGGAAUCGUUUUAUUUGCAUAAUCCGGGGGAUGUUAUUUAUAACAGGGUUAAAGAUUUAUUCGAAACUAAUUUGAAUUCGAAGCAGAAUAAUGGAUCGCCGGGAUUUUCAGCUUUAACAGUGAAGGUAGAAGUUCAUUCGAGUAGUUCUGGAGCUGGAUCCGAUGAAAAUUUAUCUUCGUCCGAUUUAUCCGAAAGAUCAACUGGGGACCAUGAACACGAUUACGAAGAUAUUUAUUUAGUUAGGGAGGAAUCGAAGAAACGAGACACGAUUAUUAAUAAUGGAAAUAAUAAUUUGAGCCAAAUUCGAUCGAGAUCUCGAGAUUCCGGAUCUCAUAGCAGAUCGGCUUCUGCGAGUAGCUCAAACUCUGGUUGUAACGUAGUUGUUAAAUUAACACCAACGGUAAAUGUUUCAACAUCGAGUGGAUUGAAAGAUUCGAAGAAGUUUAACGAAUUCCUCCCGAAACCGCAAAAACUGGAAAAAGCACAAGGUAAAAAAGAAACUUAUUCGGAAGAAGAUCAUCAUUCGUUGAUCAUUAAAGGAAAUAAGAACCUGAAAAGAACCGUUUCAGGACCACCUGAAACACCUUGCGUUCCUCCUCCUCCACCGUUUCCUGAGCGCAAAGAGGAAAUGGAUGAGCCUAGAGGGGCUGAGGUGGUUGAAGUGGUUGAGGAGCCCACUCUAAAACCAUCCGAAAUUGUUAAAGGAAUGUGUAAAAGCAUGAACUCCUUAACGUCGGCGAAGCGGUUAAAUUCAUCCUGCUCCGACUUGACCAUCAUUAGUUUAAACGAUAGUGACCAUUCAGACCAAGUUGCGCAUCUGGUUAACAAGCAAAGAGUGCUUCCGUUUAUUCCGCCGAGUUUCCCGGGAAGCUCAGAUUCAAACAACUUAAUUAAACCCUCCGAAUAUUUACGCAGCAUAAGCGACAAUAAAAGAAAUUCGGCGCGAAAUUCCUUGGAUUACGAAGAAACCGAAAUUGCCGAAAAAAAAGUCGAAACACCGCCAGAAAAAGUUAGUGUGCAAAAUCAAGGACCCCCACCUCCGCCUCUCCCCGAUUUCUUCACCAAAGAAAAAGAUAAAAUGGUGCAAAAAGAAUCAGAAAAAAAUAAGAAACAACAACCUUUAUCCGCGAUUAGCAUCCAAGAUUUAAACUCGGUCCAAUUAAGAAGAACGGAUAAAUUAGUGGCGUCAAAAACGUUUUCAGCACCAACAAGAAGUAUGAGCCUGCAAUGCUUACAAAGCGAUAAUUAUAUCGCACAAAAAUCCGAUUUAAUCGCCGAGUUAAAAAUGUCUAAAGACAUCACAGGCAUUAAAAAGAUGAAGAUCGAAAAGGCCAAAGUUGACCAAAAAGUUGAAAAGGAAAUUUAUACCGAAAUGACCAAACAAUUUACAGCAAAUAAUUUCGUUGAAAAAAUCCCCGAUAAAGAUCCAAUUGGAAAUGUUAUCCCCGCUUGGAAACGCCAAAUGUUAGCCAAAAAAGCGGCGGAGAAAGCCCGAAAAGAACUCGAAGAUCAAAUCCAACGCGAUUCGGAAGCGAAACGUUUACAAAUGAUCCCUCAAUGGAAACGGCAAUUAAUUGCAAAAAAAGAAGAGGCCGAAAUUAGAAUGAAACAAACUUUGUACACUCCAAAAGUUACGGAUGAAAAGAAAGUUCAUGAUAUGCAAGAGUGUCUCAAAACAACAUCAGAUGAGAAAAAUGAUUUAAUUAAUAAACAAGAUUUAAAUAAUAAUGGUAUUUGUAAUAAUAAUAAUAAUAAUAAUAAUAAUAGUGAUAAAGAUGAUUAUGAUUGUAACGAAGAUUCGAAUGAAACGCAUAUUAUUCCAUGGAGGGCACAAUUAAGAAAAACCAACAGCAAAUUAAAUUUGUUAGAAUAAAAUAUUACCAUUAUAAGUACUUGAUGCAAUAUUAAUUUUUAAAGAUGCUUAUUUAGAAAUAAUUUCAAUGUCUUUUGGGUUUUAUGGAAUUCUAUUCUGCAAUUUAAAAGUAAAGUAUGAAAUCGUUGUAUUAGUUAAAUAAUGAAUCCUUUGUACGUUGUUUUAUGUAAAUAAAUCUAAUUCAAUAUACGAAA
This is a messenger RNA of Onthophagus taurus, 2799 nucleotides long. NCBI's taxonomy places the organism in Eukaryota, Metazoa, Arthropoda, Insecta, Coleoptera, Scarabaeidae. The record is from RefSeq and is a predicted model, not a curated record.